Molecule: messenger RNA, 1531 nt
Organism: Pseudopipra pipra
Lineage: Eukaryota; Metazoa; Chordata; Aves; Passeriformes; Pipridae
Gene: FGF16
Product: fibroblast growth factor 16
Exons: 3
Coding region: 134-760 (208 amino acids)
Biological process (GO): positive regulation of protein phosphorylation; positive regulation of gene expression; cell differentiation
Cellular component (GO): cytoplasm
Molecular function (GO): growth factor activity; fibroblast growth factor receptor binding
Source: RefSeq, a predicted model, not a curated record
GACACUGGAUCGAGCGAUGGGAGGCGCGGGCGGCGCGGGGCCGGGCCGGGGCCGCGCCGGGGCCGGGCGGCCGCAGUGCGCGCUCUGAGCGGCCGCUGUGCCCGCGCCCCCGGGGCCGCCGCGCUCCGCGCCCAUGGCCGAGGUGGGCGGCUUUCUGGGCGCGCUGGACCCCGACCUGCACGGCUUCCCCCCCGCGCUGGGCGCCGGGCUGCCCCUCGCCGACUCCCCCGGCUUCCUCAACGAGCGCCUGGGGCAGAUCGAGGGGCGGCUGCAGCGGGGUUCCCCCACCGACUUCGCUCACCUCAAGGGUAUCCUGCGGCGGCGGCAGCUCUACUGCCGCACCGGCUUCCACCUGGAGAUCUUCCCCAACGGCACGGUGCAGGGCACCCGGCAGGACCACAGCCGCUUCGGGAUUUUGGAGUUCAUUAGCCUGGCAGUGGGGCUGGUGAGCAUCCGUGGGGUGGACUCCGGACUCUACCUCGGCAUGAACGAGCGAGGGGAGCUCUAUGGGUCGAAGAAGCUCACCCGGGAGUGCGUUUUCCGCGAGCAGUUCGAGGAGAACUGGUACAACACGUACGCGUCGACGCUCUACAAACACCCCGACUCGGAGCGCCAGUUCUACGUGGCCCUCAACAAGGACGGCUCCCCCCGCGAGGGCUACAGGACUAAGAGACACCAGAAAUUCACCCAUUUUUUGCCCCGGCCUGUGGACCCUGCCAAAAUCCCUGCCAUGUACAGAGACCUCUUCCACUACAGGUGAUGGUUCCUGCGCUCAGUGUACGUACCUGGGCUCCCGAGCUUUUUCCCAGAGCACUAUAUUAAUAGUCAUUCCAUCAUUCCUGUAAGCAUAGAUGGCCUAGGGAAGCACUUCCAUUGAAUUCAGACACUGCUCUUCCUCCUGGUUUGCAGCGUAUAUCAAACCUGGGUUAUUUAUGGGGCGGGGCAGGGGAAGGGAGGGAACCCUACAUUUAGUCUUUCAUUCUCAUUCACCUUCGUUACCCGGUUGCUACAUGAGAGUCUGAAUAUUCAGUGUUAUGGUUGCUUAAAGGAACAAGCAGGUGAGCAAACCUGAUCACCAGAGGGGGGAAAAAAAACCCCAAACCGACCUAAAAAUGAAGAGAAGGAAAGAAAACAAAAGAUCACAGAACUUCUGCAGAUACUGCUGCUGAGCUGGGAUGGUUCCCUGCUAAGGAAAAGCCUUUUGAGUGGUGCCCUGCUUGAGCAGCCUGGGGAGUUUGCUACAUGGAUGAUGCUCUGUGGACUGGUCCUGAUGUGUGGGGUUCUUCCUGCUGUUGGGGUGGGAAUGGGGCAAGGAACAUUAUUCAGAUGUAAGCAUGGAUACUGUGCAUAAGGACAAAACUAUUUAUAAAAUGUAUAUGAUAUUUAUUUUAUAUAUUUAUUUAUUUCAAAAUAAUUUUAUUUUUAAUGAGAGAUGCUAUGACCGGAUUUUCAUCAGGAAGAAUAAGGUCCUACUGAAACAGGAAAAAAAGUUUUAAGAGCUUAUUGGCAAUAAAAUUGUCUUUAUAUUGUA